CCCGCCCCUUGGCGCUCGCGCUGUCCGUCGCUCGUCACCGUGUCCCCUCGGCGGCUCUGCGCCUCGCGGGAGCCUCCGCUUCCAGCAAAGAUGGCGGAGAGCGAGGAGGCUCCUGGUACAGUCCCCGAGCAUGAGAGGAUCUUGCAGGAGAUUGAAAGCACCGACACCGCCUGCGUGGGGCCCACUCUCCGGUCUGUAUAUGAUGACCAGCCUAAUGCACACAAGAAAUUUAUGGAAAAGUUAGAUGCCUGUAUACGAAAUCAUGACAAAGAAAUUGAAAAGAUGUGUAACUUUCAUCAUCAGGGUUUUGUAGAUGCUAUUACAGAACUCCUUAAAGUAAGGAGUGAUGCAGAAAAACUGAAGGUACAAGUUACUGAUACCAAUAGAAGAUUUCAAGAUGCUGGAAAGGAGGUUAUAGUCCAUACAGAAGAUAUUAUUCGGUGUAGAAUUCAGCAGAGGAAUAUUACAACUGUAGUAGAAAAGAUGCAGCUGUGCAUUCCAGUACUGGAAAUGUACAGUAAACUAAAAGAGCAGAUGAGUACAAAAAGGUACUACUCUGCUCUAAAAACUAUGGAACAAUUAGAAAAUGUAUAUUUUCCCCGAGUUAGUCAAUACCGAUUUUGUCAGCUAAUGAUAGAAAAUCUUCCUAAACUACGUGAAGAUAUUAAAGAAAUCUCCAUGUCUGAUCUCAAAGAUUUUUUGGAAAGCAUUCGAAAGCAUUCUGACAAAAUAGGUGCAACAGCAAUGAAACAGUCACAGCAGCAGAAAACCUUUGGUAUUGCUCUGCAGAAGCAAAAUAACAUAAAAUUUGGGAAGAAUAUGUGUAUAAAUGACAGAAUUAUAGAAGAAAAGGAUGAAUUGAUUUUGAAGCAUUUAUUUGAAGAAGAGAAUGAAGAGGAGAUCUUAACUGUUCAGGAUCUCGUUGAUUUUUCUCCUGUUUACCGGUGUUUACACAUUUACUCUGUUUUGGGUGACGAGGAAACAUUUGAAAAUUAUUAUCGAAAACAGAGAAAAAAACAAGCAAGAUUGGUAUUACAACCUCAGUCAAGUAUGCAUGAAACAGUUGAUGGCUAUAGAAGAUAUUUCACUCAAAUUGUAGGAUUUUUUGUGGUAGAAGAUCACAUCUUACAUGUGACCCAGGGAUUAGUAACCAGGGCAUACACUGAUGAACUUUGGAAUAUGGCCCUAUCAAAGAUCAUUGCUGUCCUUAGAGCUCAUUCGUCUUACUGCACUGAUCCGGAUCUUGUUCUGGAACUGAAGAAUCUUAUUGUCAUAUUUGCAGAUACGUUGCAGGGUUAUGGUUUUCCAGUAAACCGGCUUUUUGACCUUUUAUUUGAAAUAAGAGAUCAAUACAAUGAAACUUUGCUUAAAAAAUGGGCUGGAGUUUUCAGGGACAUUUUUGAAGAAGAUAAUUAUAGCCCCAUUCCUAUUGUUAAUGAAGAAGAGUAUAAAAUAGUCAUCAGCAAAUUUCCUUUCCAAGAUCCAGACCUUGAGAAGCAAUCUUUCCCAAAGAAAUUUCCCAUGUCACAAUCAGUGCCUCAUAUUUAUACUCAAGUCAAAGAAUUUAUUUCUGCCAGUCUUAAAUUUUCAGAAUCAUUGCAUCGGAGUUCAACAGAAAUAGAUGAUAUGCUUAGAAAAUCAACAAAUCUGCUGCUGACCAGAACUUUGAGUACUUGUUUAUUGAACCUUAUUAGAAAACCUCAUAUUGGUUUGACAGAGCUAGUGCAGAUCAUCAUAAAUACAACACACUUAGAACAAGCUUGUAAAUACCUUGAAGACUUUAUAACUAAUAUUACAAAUAUCUCUCAAGAAACUGUUCAUACCACACGGCUUUAUGGACUUUCUACUUUUAAGGAUGCUCGACAUACAGCAGAAGGAGAAAUAUAUACUAAACUUAACCAAAAAAUUGAUGAGUUUGUACAGCUUGCUGAUUAUGACUGGACAAUGUCUGAACCAGAUGGAAGAGCUAGUGGUUAUUUAAUGGAUCUUAUUAAUUUUUUGAGAAGCAUCUUUCAAGUAUUUACUCAUUUGCCUGGGAAAGUUGCUCAGACUGCUUGCAUGUCAGCCUGCCAGCAUCUGUCAACAUCUCUAAUGCAGAUGCUCCUGGACUGUGAGUUAAAACAAAUAAGCAUGGGAGCCGUUCAGCAGUUUAAUUUAGAUGUCAUUCAGUGUGAAUUGUUUGCCAGCUCUGAACCUGUGCCAGGAUUCCAGGGGGAUACCCUGCAGCUAGCAUUUAUUGACCUCAGACAACUUCUUGACCUAUUCAUGGUUUGGGAUUGGUCUACUUACCUAGCUGAUUAUGGACAGCCAGCUUCUAAGUACCUGCGGGUGAAUCCCAACACAGCUCUUACUCUUUUGGAGAAGAUGAAGGAUACUAACAAAAAGAACAACAUAUUUGCUCAGUUCAGGAAGAAUGAUCGGGACAAACAGAAAUUGAUAGAGACUGUCGUGAAACAGCUACGAAGUUUGGUAAAUGGUAUGUCCCAGCACACAUAGGCUUCCUGUCCUUGGAGUCGUUGAUAACAAAUCCCUGACUCAAUAUUCAUCUCUGCAGACACUGGCUAUGAUCUGGUAAUUUGUUUGCUGAAUCUGGAAACACAGUAGAGAAAAGAGAAUGAUAAAAGCUAAACACAAAACAACAAAUAGAAUUUAUAUGGAUUUUUAAAAAGUAAAUUGUAUACUUUUUAUAUGUAGAAGACAUGGCAUUAAUUGUUUGACUUGUAGAGAUCAAGCAAAACUGUAACAAAUGAAUCAGGUCAAAUGUAUAUGAAACUGUAAAUACACUAAAAAACAUAUGCCUCAGCAUAUAAGUUUUUUUCUGUUCCAAGUCGAAUGACCUUUCUGUUUUCAUCAGCAUCUGACUUUAGAAUGGAAUCAUGUUUGAUAUGGGAGCAUUUCGUUCAUUUUCUGACAUAGCUUUUAUGCCCACCAUACUGUGAUUAAUCUGAAAAGGAAAUAGUCCAAUCUUUAAAGGUCCCAGAAACCAAACUCAUUUUUUUUUUUCUUCUUUUAACUCAGUAAGAAUGUGAAUGACUUGUUCUUUUUGGGUGAAUAUGAAGUACAGUGGUUUGAAUUUCCUAAAGACACAGUGUUUUUCCCCCCCCUCUUCAUUAGGGUAUUUCUAAAUAUAGUGUUUGUAACUAACUCCAUUCUAGGAUAGAUUUGCCUUGGUUUGUGUUGAGUUAAAAGAAGAUAGGCACUAAAUGGGGCUAACCACCUCAGGUGCAGCUUGUGCUAAGGUAGUUCCUGCACACAGUUACUGCAGGGGUUAGGUUACUUUCUUCAAAUACUAAGCUUAAGUAAGGUAUCCUCACUGUGGAAACAAGCCAAACCAAAUGAACUCUGGAAAACCUAAAACAAAUGCUUAUUUUCUUUUGUGUAAAUUACUGGAGGUCCAAAAGGUAGUAUCAGCCUGAUCCUUAUUUGCUUUUCACUGUAUUUAUGCUUGCUACUCCUUUUGCCAUCUUAAGAUUGAUGCCUGUAAGAAACUUGUACUUGCCUCUGUAAAAUACCUGUAAAGAAUUAUAUGUACAUAGCUUGACUUUGUGAUGAUAAAUUAAAGAGAUUAAGCACUUUCUUGAA
Erinaceus europaeus (western European hedgehog) is the source of this 3582-nucleotide messenger RNA. It is a transcript of the gene EXOC6, whose product is annotated as exocyst complex component 6. The record is from RefSeq and is a predicted model, not a curated record. The coding region runs from base 91 to 2496 and encodes 801 amino acids. Gene Ontology annotation, cellular component: exocyst; membrane. NCBI's taxonomy places the organism in Eukaryota, Metazoa, Chordata, Mammalia, Eulipotyphla, Erinaceidae. Gene Ontology annotation, biological process: exocytosis; intracellular protein transport; Golgi to plasma membrane transport. The transcript has 22 exons.